Molecule: messenger RNA, 2479 nt
Organism: Hyalella azteca
Lineage: Eukaryota; Metazoa; Arthropoda; Malacostraca; Amphipoda; Hyalellidae
Gene: Gbeta76C
Product: guanine nucleotide-binding protein subunit beta-2
Exons: 8
Coding region: 346-1392 (348 amino acids)
Biological process (GO): G protein-coupled receptor signaling pathway
Cellular component (GO): cytoplasm; heterotrimeric G-protein complex
Molecular function (GO): protein binding; signaling receptor complex adaptor activity
Source: RefSeq, a predicted model, not a curated record
ACCUCUGGUCUGAAUUUUGUUUUACGUUCACUUUGGAAAUUAUACAUCUAAUUUAUUUGCUUGCUUCACUCAGAGGUUGAUUUAAAUUAUCCUUUAAUUUAACAGUCAAAAUUACUGGCAUCAAAACUGGUCCCAUUAUCGCGACAUCGAUCCAACGCGAGUAUUUCAAUUCUUACAUUAAUCAACUGUAUAUACAUAAUAUUUAUGUUAUUUUCCUGCGGGUUGCAAGCUAUUCUUCAAUAUAACAGCCUCUUUAAAAUUAACAUUGAUUACAUACCCAAAACAGUAUUGUAGCCUUGGUACAUUCCUGAUUUUUGCUGCAUUGACGCAACAUCCCAAGUCAUCAUGCCACCUAAAGAUGCCGAGCUGGAAGUCCUCAAGAAGGAACUCAACGACUCCAUCGCAAAGAUUCGGGAGGCGCAGAAGGCGAAGGCGGACGUUACGCUGGAAUCUGCAUGCAGCGGCGUCGAACCAGCGCCCAAAAUCAAGCUCGUCUGCAAACGCCUGCUGAAAGGCCACAUCAAUAAAGUGAACUGCGUGCAUUUCUCCGGAGACAGCAGGCACCUGGUGUCGGGGUCCCUGGACGGCAAGCUCAUCAUCUGGGACAUCUACACCGGCAACAAGACCCAGAUCAUCCCACUCAUGUCGGCCUGGGUCAUGUCUUGCACCCUCUCGAAAACCGGCAACUUUGUCGCCAGUGGCGGCAUGGACAACCAAUGCACCGUGCACGACCUCAACAACCGCGACAACACCGGGGCCGCCAAGAUCGCCCGCGAGCUCAUGGGGUACGAAGGCUUUUUGUCAUGCAGUCGCUUCAUCGACGACGAAAAUCUCCUCACGGGUUCCGGUGACAUGAAAGUCAUCCACUGGAACAUCACCACGGGUGACAAAGUGCACGAGUGGUUCGGCCACUCGGGGGACGUGGCGACCAUGUCGCUCGCCCCCGACUGCAACACUUUCCUGACGGGGUCUGUAGACCGCACCAUAAAACUCUGGGACCUGCGGGACCCUAAAGACUGCAAACAAACAUUUUGGGGACACAACUCCGACGUCAACAGCGUCUGUUUUCAUCCAUCGGGCACCUGUUUCGCAUCGGCUUCUGAAGACAAGACUUCUCGUCUUUGGGACAUCAGGAGCGACCAACAGGUGGCUGAGUACAAGCCUCCGACUGCUAACUCUGGCUUCACUUGCUGCGGCCUCUCUAAGUCAGGACGGUAUCUCUUCAGCGGCUCCGAUGACAACCAAGUCCACAUCUGGGACGUGCUCAAGACCACGCAUGUUGGCACCAUGCAGGGGCAUGAGAACCGCAUCACUUCUUUGAGCGUGGCAGACGCGGGCUACGGCAUCGCAACCAGCAGCUGGGAUAUGAACGUCAGAGUCUGGGGUAUUUAAGGCAGCUCCUGUUGGUGAGGUGGUAAUGGGAUACUUCAUGAUGUUGCGUUACGUUAGUCUUGAUAUUAACGUCAGAGUCUGGGGUAUUUAAGUCAGCUCCUGUUUGUGAGGUGGUAAUGGGAUACUUCAUGAUGUUGCGUUACGUUAGUCUUGAUAUGAAGGUCAGAGUCUGGGGUAUUUAAGGCAGCUCCUGUUUGUGAGGUGGUAAUGGUAUGUUCCUUGGUGUCGAAUGUGGAUUAACGUCAGCUACACGAACAUGGGAUAGAAUGAAUAACUCUGCAAUAGUCUUCUCUCUUGCUCAAUGCCAAGAAAAUGUGUACCAGGCUUGGUCAUCAUGACCGGAUCCUCAGAUUCUGAUACCUCUUGUCUGCAUAGGAGUAUUCAAAUCCAUUGGUUUUGUUGAUAGCGGAAAUCUGGGGGGUUAAAACACACUUGUUUUGGCACCACCAAUUGUUUACAUUUGUCAUCGUUCACACACUAACGUUAAGAAACCACAGCAUUUUUUUAGCUGAAUGGUGUAAUCAGAUUAUGAUCUUACUUUGCAAGAAUAAGUAUACCAUGUGAUCAGAAAAAUAAAAGCUCACAUUUUUUCUGUUGUCUAUCAGGAGAAAGUAAUAUAAAGUUAGUAAGCCUGACAGUCGUCCUGCAUAAGUAAGUUUGCCACGGUGAUGAUUGGCAAGACUUACUAGUGUAAUAAUAAUUGUUUCUCUAGCAUUUAGGCAUUGGUUUGGUAAAGCAAUUUAAAAUGUUUUAAUUGUAAGUUGAAAUUAGCAUUAUACUAUUUUUAUCUUAUUAUACCAGUGCUUGGCUGCUUCUGUUGUUGAAAUUAAUUGCAUGUUUAAUCUUGACUGAGAAAAAAAAAAUUUCUAUUAGUUAUUCUUCUCAUUUAUCUGGAAACUUUUUUGUGAUAUUGAACUCGUGAAAUCAGUAAUGAGUAGCAUAGGCUGGUGUGCGAAAAUCUCUAAUUAUUUGCAUAGUUAUUUGUUUCCUGAAUACCUCUUAACUCUCCUUGCAUAACUUGACAAUUAUUAACCGUUUGUUUUAAAUCAAUUUAUUUGUUUUCUUGCGGGUUGUAAGUACUUUCAAA